Clavispora lusitaniae ATCC 42720 is the source of this 780-nucleotide messenger RNA. Its product is annotated as DNA-directed RNA polymerase III subunit. NCBI's taxonomy places the organism in Eukaryota, Fungi, Ascomycota, Pichiomycetes, Serinales, Metschnikowiaceae. Gene Ontology annotation, cellular component: RNA polymerase III complex; nucleus. Gene Ontology annotation, biological process: tRNA transcription by RNA polymerase III. The record is from RefSeq and is a predicted model, not a curated record.
AUGGAAAAAGACAAUCUUUUCGUGGCCGAGGAAGAAGACGUGUCGCAGUCGCCUGCUUCUGAAGAGUACCACGACUUCACCAAUCCCCUGCAAGGCGACGAAGACCCCAUCAUACAGAGCAUCCCGCUUGUACACGCAAAACUCCCAGACCGAGCAUCCCAAUCGAUCCAUGUCUUGCAGUACACGGGCAAAGCGAAAAACGCACCGUUUGUGCACGACCAGCUCAAGGCGACCAUGAAGCCCGAAAGCAAGGUGGUGGAGGUGAAAAUCCCAAUGGACACCCUGAAGUUCUACGACGAAAGCCGCACGGAAGAAUUGGGUUCUCGUGUGGAGACGUUGGCGCUUCAAGGCGUCUUGACCAACACAGACGGCGGCCUUUACGUAGGGAAAGUGGUGGAAAAAGAAGGCGGCCCGCAGAUAGUGUUGCUUCCGCUCGAUAGCACAGCCCAGCUCCGGCCGCUGUUCAAGUACAUUGACGACUUGGACACGGCCAGAACCGCGCAACUCAGACAAGAGUCAUCGUCGUCGGAUCCUCUGAAGCAAAACGCGGCGGUCCAGGUUCUUCAGACGGCAUCGAAGGCGGGGCAGAUGAGUGCAGAUGGACAUUCGGCCCAGAUAGGCUCGUGCUUGAAACACAUUAAGAAAUUCAACGAGGAAGAGUGGCAGUCGCUCAGCUGGCGCAAUGGCGAGGACAGCGCGUUGAUGAGCUUGAAGGAGCGCUUGGUGUCUCCGGAAGUGGCACCUGUCUCUGUCAGAACGGUGUUUGACGAGUUUGCCUAG